Molecule: messenger RNA, 1884 nt
Organism: Cicer arietinum (chickpea)
Lineage: Eukaryota; Viridiplantae; Streptophyta; Magnoliopsida; Fabales; Fabaceae
Product: protein IQ-domain 26
Molecular function (GO): protein binding
Source: RefSeq, a predicted model, not a curated record
AGUUAAUAAAGUGGGACAUUUAUGACAUUCCAAGUUACAACUCGGUUGGAAAAAAGAUGAAUUGUUAUACUAUAGUAGCAAUUAGCAACUGAGAAAAUAGAAUGAAUGAAUAGAGUAAUUGCAGAAAGCAAAAGAUGUUGAUUGAUAUGUUACAAGAAGGGAAGAAGAUGAUGAUGGUGUUAGUAUAAAUUAGGAAUGCAUUCACAAGUGUGUCAGAUAUUUUAAGACACUGAGGACUGAGGUUUUCACUUCAACUUGCAAUAGUAUUCCAAGAAAUCAAAGAUUGCAACCAAUGGGAAGAGCCACAAGGUGGUUGAAGAGUUUGUUUGGGAUAAAGAGAGACAAAGAACACAAAAAUAAUUCAAGCACAAAAUGGACUCCACCUCCUCCUCCUCAUGCUUUUUCAGAGAGAGAUUCAAGAGGAUUGUGUCAUAAUCCAGCUACUAUACCCCCUAACAUUUCACCUGCUGAAGCUGCUUGGGUUCAAUCCUUCUACUCAGAAACUGAGAAGGAGCAGAACAAGCAUGCCAUUGCCGUUGCAGCUGCCACGGCAGCAGCAGCAGAUGCUGCCGUGGCUGCUGCUCAAGCUGCUGUGGCUGUUGUUAGGUUAACCAGCCACGGCAGAGACAGCAUGUUUGGUGGUGGACACCAGAGAUUUGCUGCUGUCAAGAUUCAAACCAUAUUUCGGGGUUACUUGGCAAGGAAAGCACUAAGAGCCUUAAAGGGAUUGGUAAAGUUACAAGCACUUGUGAGAGGGUACUUAGUAAGGAAGCAAGCAACAGCAACACUACACAGUAUGCAAGCUCUAAUUAGAGCUCAAGCAACAGUAAGGUCUCAUAAAUCUCGUGGACUCAUCAACACAAAGAAUGAAACACAUAGAUCUCAAACACAAGCAAGAAGAUCCACGGAAAGGUACAAUGAGAGUAAUAGGAGUGAAUACACAGCAUCAAUUCCAAUCCACAGUAGAAGACUAUCAUCUUCAUUUGACGCUACAAUGAACAACACAAACAGUUAUGAAAUUGAGAGUCCAAAAAUAGUAGAAGUUGAUACUGGAAGACCAAAAUCAAGGUCUAGAAGAAGCAACACAUCAAUUUCAGAUUUUGGAGAUGACCCAUCAUUUCAAACACUAUCAUCUCCUCUUCCAAUCACUCCAUCUCAAUUAUUCAUUCCAAAUCAAAGAAAUUUCAACGAAUCAGAUUGGGGAAUAACAGGUGAAGAAUACAAAUUUUCAACAGCACAAAGCACACCACGUUUCAAAAACUCUUGCACUUGUGGUUUUAUUGCACCUUCAACACCUAAAACAAUUUGUGGAGACAAUUUUUACAUUGGUGAAUAUGGUGAUUUUCCUAAUUACAUGGCUAAUACACAGUCUUUUAAGGCUAAGUUAAGGUCUCAUAGUGCUCCAAAGCAAAGACCAGAACCAAAAAAGAGGGUUUCACUGAAUGAAAUGAUGGAAUCUAGAAGUAGUUUGAGUGGUGUUAGAAUGCAGAGAUCUUGUUCACAGAUUCAAGAAGCUGUUAAUUUUAAGAAUGCUGUUAUGAGGAAACUAGAUAGGUCCACUGAUUUUGAUGGAAAUUUUUCCAAUCAGAGGAAGUGGUGAUUUGUUAAGAAGCAUUUAUGAGAGAGCUAGUUUUCUUAUUGUUUAAGUAUUUAUUACUAUCACAUUGUUUUGAAUAGGAAAAUAGAUUAGCUCUCUAAUUUGCAGACAUAUAGUGGGUAGGAAACAGGGAACUUUAUCUUCCUACAUUUUCAGCGCAAGAGUAAUUAAUUAUCUUGAAUUUGUUUUUUAUAAUUUGUUUAGUAUAGUUUCACUUUUUUGUAUCUAAUUGAAAGAGAGGAGAUGAAAUUGUGUGAAAGAAUGGUAGUAGAAAAACAUGACCCAAA